Spinacia oleracea (spinach) is the source of this 721-nucleotide messenger RNA. RefSeq names its product auxin-responsive protein SAUR64-like. The record is from RefSeq and is a predicted model, not a curated record. Lineage: Eukaryota; Viridiplantae; Streptophyta; Magnoliopsida; Caryophyllales; Amaranthaceae. The transcript has a single exon. The coding region runs from base 206 to 613 and encodes 135 amino acids. Gene Ontology annotation, biological process: response to auxin.
CUGAAUAUCCACAUGAACAUGCUCCCAAACUAUUAAAACAAGGCAGUCCCAUGUCGAAGAGGAUAUGUCUUUAGCUUGGAGCUAUAAAACUUGAUCAUUCUCCAAAGCCUUCUCAACCAAGCACUCAUACAUUCCUUUAUUACAUCCCAAAAGCCUUUCUCAUCUUCAAAAAGCUCUCUACUUUCUCUGUUUGAAAACCAACAAAAUGAUUAGUACAAAGAAACUUAUCAAAAUGGCAAAGAAAUGGCAAAGAUUAGCAGUUGCCAGUAGAAGGAGAAUUUCUUGGUCAAGAUCAGUGGCUGAUAAGGGUCACUUUGUUGUUUACACAAGCGAUAAAACAAGGUUUAUGAUUCCAUUGGCAUACCUUGACAGCGAGAUUUUCAGAGAGCUCUUCAGAAUAGCCGAAGAAGAGUUUGGAGUGUCGAGAUUGGGGCCAAUCAUGCUGCCUUGUGAUUCAAAUUUCAUGGAGUACGCGAUCUCUAUGAUCCAAAGACAUGUAGACGAGGACUUGGAAAAGGCAUUGAUCAUGUCCUUAGCUAACUGCAGAUACUCAUCCUUGUUACAUGAAAAUCAACAACAAACUAGUCAGCAAUUACUUAUCUGUAGUUUCUAGAAAUUAUUUUUAUAAUAUUUUUUUGGUAACAAACAUGUACAAUUUUAGCUAGAUAGCUAAUGAGAAUUCCUAAGGAAAUUCAAAUCAACUAUUUUACUAUUGUGACAA